GUGUCAGACUGUCAGAGUAUCUGCUACUAUGAAACUUUCCGUCUUGUGAGUCGCGAUAUGUGAAUUCAAUCGACUGUCGUUAAUUUAUUUUAUUUAAUUACUGUACUAAAAUUUAAAAAUAUUUUUCUUCACUUUUAAAAAACAAAUCAUUCAUUAUUCAAUAAAAGACAAAUGUUGAAUUUGGCAGUCAAAUAAUUAACAAUUUAUAAUCAUGUCAAUAAGUGAACUCCCUUGUGUUUACAUAUAUAGUUGUUGUGAUGAUGAUCCGUUGAAAACAAUUAAAUUAAUGAGGAAUGAAGAAAAUAUUGAAAUUUGUAACAAUGAAGGAAAUAUUUUAUCGAACCGUUGGACAAUUGACUGCAAAUAUUACACCGCUGAUAUAAAUUUGUGUACCUCCAUCAGUUUAAAUGAACUCUCUGAUCAAUUUAUACACAACAUAAAUGCUAUAAUUAUUCUUUUCAGCAUUGAUAAAAGCAAUAUUAUAGAAACUAUGAAUAAAUGCUUACCUUUAGUUAAGAGAAGUCAAGCUGAGGUUUUGAUACUGUUGAGUGAAAAAAACAUAGAUGGUGAUUCGUCCAAUAAUGCUACUAACAUAUUUGAAUGGUGCCAAAAACACCAUUUUGAAUUAAUUGUGCUGGAAGAAAUUGCUGAUGAAAUGGAUACAACUGGAAUUGAACGUGUUAAACAAGCCCUUUAUGCACAUCAUUGGCCAAAUCUUAAAGCCAAAUGUCAAAUAACAAAUCCUAGUACAAAGUCAAUAAUCGAAGAUAGUGUAAUAAACUCGCAAUUAAGUGGCGGAUUAUCGGAUUUAAAAAUGGAUACAGAGCAAGAAGCUGAGUUGGAUAGCGAUUUAUUUACUGAGAUGUUUGAAGGAGAUUUUAAUUUUUUCAAGACUAUUGACAAGGUAAGAAAGUUAAAAGAACAAAUUUCUGCAAUGCCCGAUGAAGAAAGAAAAGAUGCUGCUGAAAAGACAUUAACAGAAUGUUGGAAAGCAUUUUUUGGAGAUGAUGUAGACCUAUAAGUAUUAAUUAUUACAAUAGUGAAAUUCAAAGUAUUAUGAAAUCAAUUAAAUAUAUUCCAUGUACAUUAUAGCAUCAUAAAAAUUAUCAAUAUAAUUUAUUUGUUUAAUCUAC
Molecule: messenger RNA, 1133 nt
Organism: Myzus persicae (green peach aphid)
Lineage: Eukaryota; Metazoa; Arthropoda; Insecta; Hemiptera; Aphididae
Product: alpha- and gamma-adaptin-binding protein p34-like
Exons: 6
Coding region: 212-1021 (269 amino acids)
Source: RefSeq, a predicted model, not a curated record